AUGUACGCGCCCGUGUUCGACAGCGGCCUCCUAUGGUUCACGUACGGCGGCAAAUCACGCGCUUCUCCGUACCGUCCCAUUUUCUGCGGACUACACGUCGAGGCGGCGUACAAGCUGCUCCUGCUCAGCCUGACCACCGUUGCCCGCUUGACUCGCCACGAUGAGCAGUUGAUCGACGAUGCGUACAGCACUUUGGUUUCGACAGCCGUUCGCAUGGUGAGCGACUCCGAGUGGCUGGACGACGAAAGCAAGGCUCUCGCAACGCGCAAGCUGUCGUCGCUGCGAGUUCGAGUGUGGCCCCCGUCGGAGUACACGGACAACGGUGUGCUGGAGGAGUAUUACAAGGAGUACCCACGCGGAAGCGAGACAUUUAGGGAGUACUGGGUAACCGUCCGCCGUCUCAUAUCCAAGCAAAAAAGGGCUGGAGAAUCGCGCGUCGCCGAUAGCUUGCCGACGAAUUACUUCCCGGCACACUUGAUAUACGACUACAUCCUAAACAGCAUGGAUUUGCCGAUAGGAAUCAUAGACAGACCCAUCUAUUAUCCAAUGGGAACCGACGCCAUGUUCUACGGGGGCCUCGGCUUCCUGUUUGCCAAGGAAAUGGUAAAGGCCCUAGACAGUAUCGGCCUGCGGUGGCACCCGGACGGACACCAAGUCGACUCCAUCUUUCUCGCAGGCCUCGACAAGCGAGUUCCGGUUCAAGGACAGCUGCUUGAGGAGCCAGGGUAG
This is a messenger RNA of Rhipicephalus microplus (southern cattle tick), 729 nucleotides long. RefSeq names its product neprilysin-1-like. Lineage: Eukaryota; Metazoa; Arthropoda; Arachnida; Ixodida; Ixodidae. The record is from RefSeq and is a predicted model, not a curated record.